Messenger RNA from Ictalurus punctatus (channel catfish), 5734 nucleotides. RefSeq names its product transient receptor potential cation channel, subfamily C, member 4b (gene trpc4b). Gene Ontology annotation, cellular component: membrane; cation channel complex. The record is from RefSeq and is a predicted model, not a curated record. Gene Ontology annotation, molecular function: store-operated calcium channel activity; inositol 1,4,5 trisphosphate binding; protein binding. The transcript has 10 exons. Bases 174 to 2924 code for a protein of 916 amino acids. Lineage: Eukaryota; Metazoa; Chordata; Actinopteri; Siluriformes; Ictaluridae. Gene Ontology annotation, biological process: calcium ion transmembrane transport; regulation of cytosolic calcium ion concentration; manganese ion transport.
CGUAAGUGCAUUAAACCGAAUGGGUGGAUGUUAUUUCCGUGUCUCGUGCGCUGCUGCGUUUCACUAACCGGGUGUUUAUCCGAGCACCACCACCAGUAGCACUUCUCCUCUUCUCCCUCCUCCUCCUCCUGUCCGUUUCUCAGAUGCUCAGGAUCCCGAGCUGACCGGGUGCGAUGGCGCAGCUCUACUACGGCGGAGGCGGCGCGAGCGGCGGCGGCGGCAGAGGGAGCGCGUUCGCCUCGCGCCGCGAUCGCAUCCGUUUGCGCGUGGUGCGCGCCGAGCCGGAGCUGUCGGCGCUGGAGAAGGCGUACCUGAGCGCCGUGGAGAAGGGCGACUACGGCAGCGUGAAGCGCGCGCUGCGGGAGGCCGAGAUCUACUUCAAGAUCAACGUGAACUGCGUGGACCCGCUGGGGCGCACCGCGCUGCUCAUCGCCAUCGAGAAUGAGAACCUGGAGAUGGUGGAGCUCCUGCUGGCGCACGACGUGCAUGUAGGGGACGCGCUGCUCCACGCCAUCCGCAAGGAGGUCGUGGGAGCUGUGGAGCUGCUGCUCAACCAUAAGAAGCCCAGUGGAGAGAAACAGGUUCCACCUAUCCUGCUGGACAAACAGUUCUCUGAAUUCACCCCAGACAUUACGCCCAUCAUCCUCGCUGCCCACACUAACAAUUACGAGAUUAUUAAGAUGCUGGUACAGAAAGGUGUGUCAGUGCCUCAGCCCCAUGAGGUGCGCUGUAACUGUUCUGAGUGCGUAUCCAGCUCAGAUGUGGACAGUCUCCGCCACUCGCGCCUACGCCUUAACAUCUACAAGGCCCUGGCAAGCCCGUCACUCAUCUCACUGUCUAGUGAGGACCCGUUCCUGACCGCCUUCCAGCUCAGCUGGGAGCUCCAAGAGCUCAGCAAGGUGGAGAACGAGUUCAAGGCAGAGUAUGAGGAGCUGUCUUAUCAGUGUAAGCACUUUGCAAAGGACCUGCUGGACCAGACACGUUCCUCACGCGAACUGGAGCUUAUCCUUAACUUCCGUGAUGACCUUAGUCUUCUGGAUGAAGAAAGCAACAACGAGCUGGCUCGGCUUAAACUGGCCAUCAAAUACCGACAGAAAGAGUUUGUAGCCCAACCGAACUGUCAGCAGCUCCUGGCUUCACGAUGGUACGAUGAGUUCCCAGGCUGGAGGAGGCGCCACUGGGCGGGCAAGUUCAUCACGUGCAUCUUCAUCGGCCUCCUCUUCCCCCUCUUCUCCAUCUGCUACCUGGUGGCGCCUAAAAGCCGCAUCGGACUCUUCAUCCGAAAACCCUUCAUCAAGUUCAUCUGCCAUACGGCAUCCUACCUGACCUUCCUCUUCCUCCUCCUGCUGGCCUCGCAGCGCAUUGUUCCCACAGACCCCAACCGCCAAGGCCCCAAGCCCACCACUGUGGAGUGGAUGAUCCUGCCGUGGGUUCUAGGUUUCAUAUGGACGGAGAUCAAGCAGAUGUGGGACGGUGGAUUUCAAGAUUACAUCCACGACUGGUGGAACCUUAUGGAUUUCGUCAUGAACUCUCUCUACUUGGCAACCAUUUCACUGAAGUUGGUCGCAUACAUUAAGUACAGCGAAUGUAAAUCCAGGGAAAGCUGGGAAAUGUGGCACCCCACACUGGUGGCCGAGGCUGUGUUCGCCAUCGCUAACAUCUUCAGCUCUCUGCGCCUCAUCUCUCUCUUCACGGCCAAUUCUCACCUAGGCCCUCUGCAGAUCUCACUGGGCCGAAUGCUGUUAGACAUCCUAAAGUUCCUUUUCAUCUACUGCCUGGUGCUGGUGGCCUUCGCCAACGGACUCAACCAGCUCUACUUCUACUACGAGACCAAGGGCAUCGAUAACUGCACGGGCAUCCGCUGUGAAAAGCAGAACAACGCUUUCUCAACGUUGUUCGAAACAUUGCAGUCUUUGUUCUGGUCCAUAUUCGGUCUGAUCAGUUUGUACGUGACCAACGUUCAGGCCGACCACAAGUUCACCGAGUUUGUAGGAGCCACGAUGUUUGGCACUUAUAACAUCAUCUCCCUGGUGGUGCUCCUCAAUAUGCUCAUCGCCAUGAUGAACAACUCGUAUCAGCACAUUGCAGAUCAUGCUGACAUUGAGUGGAAAUUUGCCAGGACUAAGUUGUGGAUGAGCUAUUUUGAAGAAGGAGGUACACUGCCACCGCCGUUCAACAUUAUCCCCAGCCCCAAAUCUAUGUGGUACCUCAUUAACUGGAUUAAGUUUCACAUUUUCAGAAGAAGGUUGAGGAGUACAGAAACAUUUGGCAUGUUAGGGAGAAGAGCUGCUGAAAAAGUAAGACUCAGUCACCAAUAUCAGGAGGUUCUGAGAAACCUGGUGAAAAGAUAUGUAGCGGCUAUGAUCAGAGAUGCCAAGAAAGAGGAAGGACUCACGGAAGAAAACUUCAAGGAGCUGAAGCAGGACAUCUCCAGUUUCCGCUAUGAGGUACUGGGGAUGCUGAAGGGCAAUUCUCUGCGUGGGACCAAGAUGGUUUCAGGAACGUCAGCCUCUUCACAUCCAGGCUGUUUGCACCAGUUCAAGAUCAAGCCAAGUUCAUGUGAGCUGAGCUCCGAAUGUGUGCUGGAGCCUCGGAGCAGCCUCCUCAACGGCUCGAUCGUGUCCUUGCCUGAAACCUCUGCCAAAGAGAAGCACAGGAAUGACAUUUCCAAUGACUUUGGUCUGUUCCAAAGCUCUAAGCGAAAGACAAAUCACUGUUCCAACACAAAUAUCUAUGCGGUUUUUGAAGAGGACCGGGAAUUAGAGAUCGAGCAAUCUGAUCGUGCGAAGGAGGACGGACGUGAGCGUCCGCUGGCUCAGGGACAUACAGACGACGGGGAUGAGUCUAUGGAGGGAGAGGAAAGAGAGCCAGCUCCAGCUGAGACUGCAGAUCAGAUCUGCUCUCUUUCACCAACAGACACAUAACGUGAAAACAAGUUGAGAGAGUUGAUGAGUAAGAUCACCUUUUAAGGUCAGAAUCAGGUCGCUUCUCAUGCUCGUGUGCCGAGGCGAGGUACGGUCAGGCUGGAACUGGCACACGUCCGAGAAUAGACAUCCUUCUAAUCUGAAGUCUCAGGGAAAGGCCAAAGCCUGUUGCAAUUUUCAGCUGUCUUUGAAUGAAGAAUGAAUAUCCAGCACCUUCUGAAUUCAAGGCCAACACGGCGCUAUCGCAUGCUGUGUAUCUCGGCGGAAAAUGCUCGGUUUAAUUACAACAAAAGUAGGUUGCGUAAUCCAGGAACAAUCCCAUGUACUUUUCAUUAAGCUUCAUUGUUUGUCUUUUUAGCGUGUGCAAAAAAAAAGUACCCCCCACCCCCCAUCAAUCUCCUUUCAUCUUCUGAGCACUUAGAUAGCCGACUGUUUAAACAGUGUCGAAAUUUCAAAAUGCAAACGAUUUGAGACAAUAACAUUGAAUUGUGUCCGAACCAUUUCUCAUGUAACGUUAUGCAGUGUAGCAUCAUCUACCUUACAUUACAUCACCUAGCGAUGGCUCAACACGUUAGACUAAAAAAAUAAAAAAAUAAAAAAAAAAACCUUGAUGCAUAUUUAGAGCUGUAUUCAGAGUUGACUUUAAAGGAUUCAUGCCUGGAGGGUUGCCAGGUUUUUCUCAUGCCAAGCUUUUAAUGCAGGGUUUUUUUUUUUUUGUUGAUGUUGUUGUUGUUGUUGUUGUUGUGUCUAGACCACUCUUUAAACGUGAUAAAGCAGAUUGCAUUUCAUGGGUUUUAAAAUAUGACGCGGUGGAUAGACAGAUACAAUAAUACGCACUUGAGAAGUUUCCCAGUAUACAGUACUGUAUGUAUUCAGACUGAUGGAUGUUACAGCUGCGUUUGUUAAACUGGCUACUAAAACAACACGAUCUUUGGAGGAGGACAACCAAGGCAAGGUUAGAAGACAACCUAAAAGAAAUAUGAUGGUUUCCUAAAGUAGUGAUGUCACAGUAAAUUAUACUGACACAGAAACUCGAUUUGGUCAAAAUUUGGCAGACUUUUUUUUAUUUUUCUUCAUUUUCAUCCGUUUUCAGAAUUCAGCCACGGGGUUGCCUGAUGGAAAUUUCCCAGACUACCGUGCAAAAUGUGAAUACCUUCAGGUUUACUGAUUAAUUGUCAUGUCCUAAUCGUGAUAAUCAUAUUUGUUUGCCAUGUUUGCAGAUUUGUUCAUCAAUUCAGUUCCCACUCAUUGCAAUAAUAAUAAUAAUAAUAAUAAUAAUAAUAACAGAGAAACAGGACAAAUGAAGAAAAGCUCAGUUUUAUGCAUGAUGAACUAGAAGUUCUUAUUACUUUCUAAGAAGUCCACUAAAGCACACAACGCCAGAAAGUGUGAUAUUUAGGGGUUAAAAUGCUGCAGCUGUGUGGACCAUCCAUCCAUCCAUCCAUCUUCUAUCCCGCGUUAUCCUUUUCAGGGUCGCGGGGAACCUGGAGCUUAUCCCAGGGAGCAUGGGGCACAAGGCGGGGUACACCCUGGACAGUGUGCCAAUCCAUCGCAGGGCAAAAUCACACACACUCACACACCCAUUCAUACACUACGGACACUUUGGACACGCCGAUCAGCCUACCAUGCAUGUGUUUGGACUGGGGGAGGAAACCGGAGUACCCGUAGGAAACCCCCGCACACACAGGGCCACGGUGGGAAUCCAACCCCCCCGACCCUGGAGGUGUGAGGCGAACGCGCUCACCACUAAUCCACCGUGCGCAGAUGUGUGGACGAUUCAUACGAUUAUUAUAUAUUUCCUAAUUGCAGUUUUAUAUAUUUCAUAUAAUGCAGUUUAAAUCCGAUGUAGCUUUUUGUGCGUAUUACUUUCAAAACACGGCUUUCCGUAUAAAAGUUGGCACUGGAGUCGGUAUAGCUACAUGCCAGAGAAAAGAACACACGCAGCAUUCUGAGCAACUGAGACAUGCUUCCAUUUACGGUCCAAUAAAUUCAACACAUUGAAAUUAAGAGUAUAGACCAUACCGAGCUCUGGAUACAGAUGUGCACAAUUUCAUAAUAAUAAUAAUUGAAGGUGUUCUUAACUCUGAAUACAGGCCUCAGUGAAACAAUAUUUGGAUUCUAUCUACACUGAAUAUAUCAAAAAUACAUCUUUUUUUUUUUUGUCCCUUUAAAUUAUUUUAUGCUCGUGUUCUCUAAACAACUGUAGCACUGUAUAACACCUGGAAGUUAGUCUACACACUAACAUUUCGCAUUAUGAACUAUACCUGGGUUUAGUAUGUUAUGCCUUACAUAUUAUGCUCAAUGGAAACUAAUAAACAUUACAUAACGUACUAAAACAAAUGAGUAGUAUAUCUUUUAACCUGUUUUCCAAGUCCAGUUUUGUAAGGUCUCAAACACUACACACUGUUUUAUUCCUACUUCAGGACUCUGAUCGUACUAAAGAUCCAUAUUUGGUAACAUUUCCUUUUACAGUCCCCAAGAUCUAGGUUUUAACAGGGUUAAUUUUCAUCUUGUUACCUUUUUAGGUCGAAUAGCGUGCAGGUUAUCCAGAUGUUAUACAGUUUAUCUUCCCGCUUAAACAUGCGGUAUUACAGUGACAUUUUAGGUGAGGAUGUUUCCACAUACCACUUUGGUACUCUAAAUAACCAUCCAGCUGAGAUGUUUUAUGUUCAUUUCUAGACCCUGUACGACAUUUCAGUGUACUAUUACAAGGUUUUGGUACUUUCCAAAAAUAAUAAACCAUUACCAGAGUUUGGAGCACACACUUACACUGUUAAUACGUAGAACUUAUGAGACUAUAAAAACAGGCA